AUUAUUAUUGUUUCAAAAGGAAAAAAAACUGGUAUAUGUAUGUGUGUAUAGGAGUAAUUCUAAUUCAUUUAUGAUGGGGGAUUGGGUCAAAUGUGUUUGGAUAAUUAUAAGGAUGCAUUGCGCACAACGUGCAUCGUGGAUUUCAGUACGAGCAAGUGGAUGAAACGUCAAGGGAGUGCACCAAUCUGGCAACCCGCCCCACCGCGUACAGUAAACAGUCGUGGUGCGCGCCGUCGCGGCACUCGGCCUCCAGCGCAGACGUCGCGCGUGCCGCAUGUGGUGUGCGCGCGCGCCGCCCGUCGGUUCGGCUUCGUGUUUGGGUGGCACGGGACGCCGGGGAGACUUGAAGGAAAGCGCACCUGCUCUCUGAUUUCGAGGGCACGAGGAGGAGGAGGAAGAGGAUGAUGAUGAGGAGAAGGACGAGGACCAGACCGAGCAUAACGAUGUGCGAACGUGCAGCGUAGGGAUUUAUUUAUUUUUUGGUCAGCAGAAAAGGCAAAACAAAAAACAAAAAACAAAAAUGGAGAACCAGGCGACCCCGGAGCCGCGCUGCUACGAGGAUGUGCGCAAGAGCGGCUACCUGCGCAAACCAAAAUCCGCGCACCGGCGCUUCUUCGUGCUCCGCGCGCCCUCCGAGCACGGCCCUGCCCGCCUCGAAUACUACGAGAGCGAGAAGAAAUUCCGUAGCAAGUCCCCGGUGCCCAAGAAGGUGGUCGACCUGGACUCGUGCUUCAACAUCAACAAGCGCGCCGACUCCAAAAACAAGCACAUGAUCGUGCUGCACACCCGCGGCGAGAGCUUCGCCGUGGCCGCGGACACCGAGGAGCUGCAGAACGACUGGUACCAGGCCAUGCUGGAGCUGCAGUGCAGAAGUAAAACCCCAGACGACUAUGGCAGCGGAGGAGAAUGUGGACUGCUGUCCCCUGGCCCUGUGUUUAAGGAGGUAUGGCAGGUGAAGCUAUGGCCCAAGGGCCUAGGGCAAGCGAGGAACCUGAUCGGCAUCUACAGACUCUGCCUUACCGAAAACACGGUCAACUUUGUGAAGCUCAACUCAGAUGCACCAGCUGUAGUGCUCCAGCUGAUGAAUGUGCGGCGUUGUGGACAUUCAGAGAAUUUUUUCUUCAUCGAAGUUGGACGUUCAGCCAUGACAGGACCUGGAGAGUUUUGGAUGCAGGUGGAGGAUUCUGUAGUUGCACAGAACAUGCACGAGACUCUUUUAGAGGCUAUGAAAGCCUUGAGUGAAGAAUUCCGUCAGCGAAGCAAAACACAGGCGGUGGGAACUUCCUGCGGAGGUGGCACCGCCUCUAAUCCUAUUAGCGUGCCAUCACGACGCCACCAUCCAAAUCUGCCUCCUUCCCAGGUCGGCUUUUCGAGACGCGCAAGGACAGAGACUCCUGGUGUGCCUCACAGCACCAACACGUCUCCAACGUCUCGGCAUGGCUUCUCCAGGUCACGCACAGCCAGUAUUGGUGCACGAACAGAGGACAACAGUGGAAGAAUCACUGCUCUCAGCACCAGUCCAAGUCUCAAUGGCUCUUCUUGCUCUACUACCCCUACUUUACGGCCUAAACCUACAAGAGCACCUACCCCAGCCAAGAUUACACUUAGUUUGGCACCAUACACCCCUAAGAACCCAGCACCUUCCCCAGCCCCAAGUCUCUCCUCCAGCUCUGGCCAUGGAUCAGAGUGUGGACUGAGUGGAGCUCCAUUAGGAACAGUGCCCAUCUGCACUUAUGCUCGGAUCCCACAGAGAGUGUCCAUGUCAGGCUCCCCAAGUGACUAUGGCUCCUCUGAUGAGUAUGGAUCUAGCCCUGGUGAGCACUCCCUUCUUGCUGCAGGUCUCUCGACUGCAUUAGUAGAUGGUUCUACCAACUGCAUAUUAGUUAGAGACACCUCCCACAAGAGAGUGCAUGGGCGCAGGAUUCUUCGGCGCUCCUCCAGCAGAGAGUAUGAAGCUGAACGCAGGUUAUUAAGCAAGCGUACCUCUCUUCCACCUUCCACUGCUCAGGAGCGCAUUGGGCCUCAUUGCAUGGAAGAAGAGUAUGAAGAAGAAGAAGACUACGCAGUGAUGUCUCGUAGCACCAGCAGAGAAUCUUUCACCUCUCGUCGAGACUCAGGGAGUUCAGCGAUUCCAAGUGGGCAGGUGGAAACUUCAGCAAAUAAAGGUGUUAAUACGAGGGAGGGUCUGGAAAACACCUCUAUUGACAGUGGCUACAUGUCUAUGCUGCCUGGUGUUACUGCUCCUGCAAAUCUCUCACUUUCAGUGUCUGAAACAGAAACAAAGGGAGGAGAUGAGUACAUGACUAUGACCCCUAACAGCAGUGUUUCGCCCCCACAAAACAUCCGGCUUCCGGUCUCUGAGGGCUACAUGAUGAUGUCCCCCCAUAGCAGCUGUUCACCAGAUCUACAUGGCAUGAGUGGGUGCUUGUGGGGUAGCAGGAGCAGCAUGGAAAGUCGAGCAGGUAGUGACUACAUGAACAUGUCCCCCAUUAGUGCCAGAUCAGCCUGCAGUACACCCCCUUCACACCCAGAACAACAUCCACUACAGCCAAAAACAGUGUACUCUUACUUUUCCCUUCCACGAUCUUAUAAACAUACCACUCUCUCCACUCGCUUUGAGGAUAAUUUGGGAGACGGACGAAAGGCAGAAGUGAUUUCUAGAGGUGAAGGUGGCUCAGGAAGGAGGACUGGACGUGGUGGGUAUCCUAAUCGAGCAGACUCUUCCGUCGGCCCUAAUGGAGGCGGAAACCUUUCCCUGUCAUCCUCUUCAUUCUCUUCCAGUUCAGCAAGCACUGAGAGCUUGGAGGACAAACCGCUAUCCUUACCUGCUGGUGGAAUUGGAAAGGCCACCAGGUCGAGCACAGGGCACAGGGUUGGGAGUGUUCACCCCAAAGAGUCAGCUCACCAUUUUCAACAGCAGAGACGAGGGCCAGGUGUUCAGAAACAGGGUCAUCCACAGCAACGAAAAGGAAGGCCUAUUAGUCUCUUUGUGGACAUGUCUAAAGCCAACACCCUACCUAGAGUCAAAGAGACUAUACAGCCAUUAGUACCCCAAAGCUCUGGUGACUAUGUUAGCAUUGUUUAUAAGGGUGAUCAGGGAGUGUGCAACAGAAGAGUAGCAGGUGUAGAUCAGGGGAACGAUGUGGUUCAAGGGCAUUCAAGAGCCAUAUACCAACAGUCUUCAUGCCAAGUUGGUGGUACCGGUCUGCCUCGCAGUUUCUCGGCACCCAUCUCUACGUCCAUCUCUGUCUCCUCAGAGUAUGUUAACAUGGAUUUGGGUCACUCGUCAUCUCCUCUCUCCUGCACGUCCCUGUCUUCUUUUAACCCCCCCCAAGCAAUAGCCCCGAUAGCAAGAGAGAAUCCUACAAGGGCUCCUCAAGUGGCCCAGGAAGCUGAAAAGGGGCAUAGAAAGAGUGGUAUGUCCACCUUACCCUCUGGGGACAUGACUGGUGCCUCUUUCACAGACUACACAGAAAUGGCAUUCGGAUUGACUAUAGUAGAAGGUCCAAUACAUGGUCCUAAACCUGGGCAAACAGCGGAGCCUUCUUCUAUAGAGCAGGAACAAAGCAUGGAUUUUCACUCCCCAAAAGCUUUCCCCAAAUUAGAUCAAGGUGCUAGACUGGUCAGAGCAGAAUCAUCAGCAAGACGGAGGCAUCGCUCAGACACCUUCAAGGCACCUCAAGGACUUUCUCUUUCUCCCUCUUCCUCUUCCUCUAUUUUUACAGAAACUCCCCAGGCCACUACACCUCAAUGCCAUGGACUAGAGAGUUCUCUUUGGGCUACUGGACAGCCAUCUGCUGCACAAUGCACUGGUCCUGGCCUGGCAGCUCUAACUUCAUCCCAGGUUCCAUCUUUGUCACUGGAGCAAGGUCUGAACUACAUUGACCUUGACUUGGCUGGAAAGGACAACCCUCAAAUAAGCCUGGAUGGAACUUCUGGCCCACACUUCACUGUCUUGGGAGAAGGGUUAACUUUAGGAUUAGGUGGAACAGCACCCGGAGGAAGCAGCAAUUCCAGCAUCAACACAUAUGCCAGCAUUGACUUUUUCAAGUCCGAGGAACUAAGAGUCCAUCAAAAUACCAGGAAGGACAGCAAAGAAUGCUGAUCGUCCUGCUUGCUGAAGAGGAACAGAUAUGCGUGUGGGUGUGCGUGUGUGCGUGCGUGCGUAUGUGUGUGUUUGUGUGGGUGUGAGACAGAGCGAAUGCGCAGGUGUGAGUCCUUCAGGUGUGGACUCUCAGCCCGUCCAAUUUUCGUUUCCCAUCGGGUUACAAUCGGAACUAAAUUUGGCCAAAAGACUAUUGGUCAUAUCCAACCGUGAACCCUGAGACGGACACGUCCUUCAGCCAAUCGGGAAGGAUUCAAGCGACUCUGACUGCCAACUAGGAGCCAAUGAUAUUCCUUCCAUUUUUUUUGUUUGGUUUUUUUCUUCCUUCAUUAUGAAAUUUGAAAAAGAAUUGUAAUACAUAUGCUACGUAGUCUAACGAUAGAUGAGAAACUUAUAUAGUCUACUCUACAUAGUAUUACUGAGAGAAGUAUAUAUACCUUUUUCUUCUUCUUCUUCUUCUUCUUCUUCUUCUUCUCCUUUUUUUAUAAAAAGUGCCUCAUUUUUGAUUGUAGCCAUUUUUACACAGGUCCUGAUGUUUCUCUGUGAGAGAAAAGAGCUUUCUGUUUAUUGUUGCGCUUAUCGUCUGUCAGCCUGUGUUCCCUUUUUCCCAAAAGAGUGUGAGAGAGUGAAAGAGAGAUAGAAGAGAGACCACGAAAGGGAUUAAGAGGGCAAGAGAGUGAAAUAUAGUAACGAUAUAGUUUGUAUUAUCUGAUUGCCUUACUGUGUUUGUCAGGUGUGUCUAUGGAAAUUAAUAUGUGUGCGAUCAUGUGUGUGUGUGUGUGUGUGUGUGUGUAUGUGUGUGGGUGUGUAUGCGUGUGUUUGCAUCAUCUAUGCUGUGCCUUGCUGUGCCUCUGUACUCAACCGACAUUGGUGAACCAUACAUGAACACAAGCUGACACACACAUACACACACACACACACACACACACACACACACACACACACACACACACACACACACACACACACACACACACACACACACACACACACACACACACACACACACACACACAAAACCAUAUUCCAAGACCUCAAACUGUCUCUAAACUGCAGUAUAAUUCAUAAGCACUGGUGAACACACACAUACAUUUAUCCUCAAUAGCUGCUCUUCUGCUCCUCUGAGCAUGGAGGCAUCAGCUGACCAGCUCAGAUAUCCUGAGUGACUGUAAAAGAGAUUACAGUGUGCGAAUAUGUGUCUGUGUGUGUGUGUGUGUGUGUGUGUGUGUGUGUGUGUGUGUGUGUGUAAGCGAUUGCAGUCUCCAUUUCUAUUUAUUUAUAGUUAUAUAGCCAGGGUAAUUAGGUUGUAUUAAAGCGAGACAACUCCGAUUCAAUCACUUCUACACCUCACACACGCUCGCGAGUCCCAGCAUCAGCAUGCGGUUUUCAACUAACACAUUUAAGUGCCUACUCAAUUUAGCUACAGCUGAAGGAAAAAACUCCACCCGGAAAUUCAACUACGUUUUUAUAUGAAGAUCAUUCGAAUGGAUUUGGUGCUUAUUUGUUGGAUAAGUUUUGUUCUUUCAUUAGUUCAUUACUUCUGGGAUAAGUUAUCUUUCUGAGAGAAGUUAGCUUUCUGAGAGAAGUUAUCUUUCUAAAAGGAGUUAGCUUCCUGAGAGGAGUUAGCUUCCUGAGAGGAGUUAGCUUCUGAGAGGAUUUAGCUUUCUGAGAGAAGUUAGCUUCCUGAGUGGAGUUAGCUUUCUGAGAGGAGUUAGCUUCUGAGAGGAGUUAGCUUCUGAGAGAAAUAAGCUUUCUUGAUGAGUUUGAGGUUUUGUGUGACACAGAUACUAACACCACAGAGGUACAUUGGUAUUGCUGGCACGUCAAUAAUGCAAUUUAACGUAAGCAAAAUUUAUAAAUACAAGUGAUAACGAUUAGGUCUUUGUGUUAGUUCCUAGAAACAUAGCCCAUGAUAUUUUCCACCGUUGAAAGUGAAAAUGAACCAACUGUGACAAAUAAAAUAAUUAAUAAUUGUUCAUUAUUACAAAAUGAAUCUUGGGUACCAUGUUGCUUAUAAAGAUUGAUAUCCAAAUCAUUCCGGGUGGAGUUUCCUUCAAAGAUCACACCAGUCUGAAGAACACAAGCUACAAUAGAGAGAAUUUUCUCGAUUACACUCACAUCAGCUAAAGUAUUUUUUACACUCAACAUUACGCAACAGCAGGACUGUGGUCUUACACAUACUCUUCUCAUCCACUAUUCUUUUUACAGCACUGUUUUAACGGUUAUUCUAAUCUCUGAGGGUGAGGGUUUCUGCUGGAGAGCUUUAAAUCCGAACAGGGUCUUUUUACAAUAAAGAGAUAGCCGUGCAUCUCUAGAACACCACUAGGUCCACUUUUCCUGGAAGCUUUUUUCUAUCAUGGUCUUUUUUUUAAGAUUGUAGAUAUUUCGACCGGAUCGCUUGUUUUGUCUGACUAAAUUUCAACUGCCUUUACACUUUUCUAAUCAAUUUUAGUUUCGGUGGAUUGCUAGCUGUGAAAUCAGUGCCAAGAUUCUCUGUAGUGUUCAGGCAUCAAGCGAGGCAAACAUUUCUGCUUUGAUCUUUUUUUAAUAGAAUUUCAGGCGGUACAUGAUCAAGGUUCACGUCAAACUGCAGCGGUUUUCUAAAGCAUCAGAGUGGGAAAUGGAGCUCCUCAAAAAGUUCUACAUAAGAAACUAUGGUUGAAGGUUGGGAGUUUGGAUCCUGGAAUUAAGCCUUACAGAAAAAUCGCAACUGGGACAAGAUUUUGGGAUAAACUAUAUGGACAAAAGUUUAUAUUUUGACCAUUAGAUUUGCAUGUACUUUUUGAACAUUUUAUUCCACAAAUAGUCCCCAUUUGCUUCCACUCUUUUGGGAAGAUAAAAAUCAGGUACUGAUGUAGGUGAGGAGGUCUGGGGUGCACUCAAUUUACACAUUCAUCCUGAAGCUCGGGUUGGAGCUCAAUAGCAGGAGAUCUUCCACUCCAACCCAUGUAAAGCAGAUCUUCAUGGACUUGGCUUUGUGCACAGGGGCAUCAUUAUACUGAAACAGGUUUGGGUUAAGUAAAGGGAAUGACUUCUGAAGCCAUUUUUUACAGUGUGAUCAUGUGUUCACUCUGUUCACAUGAUGUCACAUGAAUAGUCGGGUUUAAUAACAUGUUCAAAUGCACCAUCACAUUCGAUUUUUUUCCACAUACCUCAAAAAUGAAAUGUUUGCGAUUUUUCUGUGAAGGAAUUGACGUAAGGGAUUAAAUCUAUAAAGCUCAAUUUUCUAAAUCAAAUCGUUUGCCAAAAAAAAAAAGUACUGUAAUGACUGAUACAAGGUUAUGUUAAAUGCCAAAUAUAAAAAAAUCUUUUUUAUACAUUAUUAUACAAGUGGUCAUACGUUUUGAACAGAACGACCCGCUCUGCCAUGCAACUGAUUCCACCAUAUCCUCCUUCUCCCGCAGAUUAAGAACAGGGCCAGGUGGUGCUGCUACACAUCCACAUGGGGUCAAUGUCUUAAAGACCUCCUAUGACCCUUUUAAGCUUUUUCCACCUAUACAUAAGCCUGCUUAAAUCUAUCACAGGAGCAAGCUGGCGAAAAAAAACAGAGCAUCGACAACAUAAACGGGUGUGUAUGUGGUGUAUGUGUGUAAAUGUGUGUGUGUGAGAGAGACCAUGUCUGUUUUACUUGUACUCUUUGCUCUUGCGCUGAUGUGUGUGUAUGAGACCACUGUCUGAUUCGUUUAAUCUCUUUUCUUGCCUUAUUGUCUGUAUUAGCUCUUACACAAACCAUGGCAGCUGUACAAAAAAAAUAAGCUUUGCAUCCUGGUUCAGUUUGAAUUCAGUUCUGUAUUUUAGAACAUCAUCUUUUUUUUGUUUGUGUCUCCCCCCCACCCCCACCCCAAUUUCCAGGCCAAGUGUUCACUCUAGAAGACUUGACAUUUUGUUUGGGUCUGAAGAUCCAUUAGUCUGGUUUGUAUGUAGAAACUUGCGUGUCUCUGGCCUUUGGUCUGUGAAGCAAAAAAAAAAAAGAAAGAAAAAAAAAACAUGAUUGAGUGUGAUGUAGAAAUAUGGCCAAGGCUGAUGUAUACUCCAGAAAAAAAGGACAUCAUCAUAAUAAUAAAUAAUAAUGAUAAAAAAAAAAGAAAAGCAAAAGAAAGAAAGCCAUGGCUUUCUCAAAGCACCUGCCAUUUGUUGGGAAACAAAAGGGUUUGAUAUGUACAAUCAGGGUACUGUUUAUUGAGAUUUAUCCUAUUCGUGUAUAUCUGGUACUAAUGACGAAUCCAAUGACAAUGAUGUAUAAAGAAGACUAAAGAAAGUAUUGCAGGGGUCUGGGUCGUGUACAUGUGUCUAUAAAGGGUAUCAGUGGGGGGAAUGAGGGUGGGUAUGGGGGCUUAUAUGGCACGGCUAUGAUAGAAAUUUCUGUUCGGUUCAGAAAUUCCUUCAUGAUUAUUGCCUGUGAUGUAGACAAUGUCUUUUUGAUUUAUGAAAAAAACAACAAAGAAAAAUGAAAA
Molecule: messenger RNA, 8559 nt
Organism: Silurus meridionalis
Lineage: Eukaryota; Metazoa; Chordata; Actinopteri; Siluriformes; Siluridae
Product: insulin receptor substrate 1-B
Exons: 3
Coding region: 521-4105 (1194 amino acids)
Biological process (GO): insulin receptor signaling pathway
Cellular component (GO): plasma membrane; cytosol
Molecular function (GO): insulin receptor binding; phosphatidylinositol 3-kinase binding
Source: RefSeq, a predicted model, not a curated record